Phragmites australis (common reed) is the source of this 2103-nucleotide messenger RNA. Its product is annotated as protein Brevis radix-like 2. Bases 578 to 1789 code for a protein of 403 amino acids. The record is from RefSeq and is a predicted model, not a curated record. Lineage: Eukaryota; Viridiplantae; Streptophyta; Magnoliopsida; Poales; Poaceae. The transcript is spliced from 8 exons.
UGCCUACAAAACCAAACGAAACAACUGCAAAGCAAGGCCCGACUGGCCGACUGCAAUCGUCCUGCCAGUGCCACACCCUUCACGCACACAAGGCUAGCUUAAAAGUCCAAAUCCAGACCACGCAGCGCAGCGCAGCCGAGCACGAGCGCCGCCAUUCCCUCCCUCUGCCUGCUGGAUCCUCCACCCGCCGCUCCUCUCUCUCUCUCUCUCUCUCUGGAGAUCCAUCCAUCCGGACGUGGAUUCCUUUCUUCUUCUGUUGUUUGUUGUGCCCUGCUACGGAAUCCAUCAGUCCACGAUUUGAUUGGGUGUUGUUCUUCUCCAACGCUCGAGAUCGACACCAGCCGAGACCACAGGACUUCGUGGUACCCACGCGCUAAAUCAUUCGAGGCCGGGAGAUUGAGGAGGAGGCCGGCCGGGGAAGAAGACGCCGGCAUACCGCUUUUGGCUCUGGCUGUGGCGCACACUGUUUGCACGGCGGGUAAAUUCGUGGACGCGAGGGAGGAUACUCUCUAGCUUUGGGCCGUCAGUUACCUCUAGCGCGAUCUACAGGAGAUAGAGCAGUGACUCGUAACUGAAGAUGCUUGCAUGCAUUGCGUGUUCCUCGAAGGAAGGCGGAGAGGACGGCUCCAGUGCCGCGGCCACGCCUCACGGCAAAGAUGCCGUCAAGUCCCUUACCUCGCAGCUCAAGGACAUGGUGCUCAAGUUCUCCGGCUCCAACAAGCAGCACAAGGGUGCAGCCGGGGCUCCGUCGUCCAGGAGCUACCGCCCCCGCUACCCCGGCUUCAUUGACGACACUGGCUUCACGCUGACAAGCAGGGUUCUCGGUGAGGACUAUCACGCAAGGACGGCAUUGGCAGCAGCAAAUGCCGGCGUGCGAACCGCGCCGCCGACGUGGGACGUGGCCAGGAGCAACCGCGGCUGGCAGCAAGGAGUCAAGAGCCCGGGUGGUAGCAGCUGGGAUCCGAGCAUCGGGGAGGCGGCUGGUGACGAGGUGGUCGUUGUGGAGGAGGCCGCCGUGCCCAGGGAGUGGACGGCGCAGGUGGAGCCCGGCGUCCAGAUCACCUUCGGCACGCUCCCCGGCGGCGGCAACGACCUCAAGCGCAUCCGCUUCAGCCGGGAGAUGUUCAACAAGUGGGAGGCGCAGCGGUGGUGGGGCGAGAACUACGAUCGCAUCGUGGAGCUGUACAACGUGCUAACAUUCAGCGGCCGGCAGCAAGGGGGUUCCACUCCAGCGUCCUCCGUCGAUGACUCCGUGCUGAGAGAGUUGUCCUACUCUCGGGGCGGCUCGACUAGGGGCAGCCCGGUGGUAAUGCCGCCGCAGCCGCCGCCGGCGAGCAAAGAGCCGAUCGCCCGGAGCACGUCGUGCAAGGCAAUGCCAGGGUCGUCGGCGCCGUACGCGGCCUCGCCUUCUACCACGGCAGCGUACUACCCGUCCGCGGCCGUCCCCGACCCGUCCGACCACGUCUGGGCUCACCACUUCAACAUGCUAACCUCCGCGGCGGCCGGCACAUCAGCUAUGGGCGGUGGUGGCCCGUCGUCCUACGACCCGUCGCGCGCCACCACCUCGUCCCGGGACGAGGCCUCCGUGUCCAUCAGCAAUGCGAGCGACCUGGAAGCGGCAGAGUGGAUCGAGGAGGACGAGCCGGGCGUCUGCCUCACCAUCCGUGAGCUCGGCGACGGCACCCGCGAGCUCCGCCGUAUCCGCUUCAGCCGGGAGAGGUUUGGCGAGGACAGGGCAAAGGUGUGGUGGGAGCAGAACAGAGAGAGAAUACAAGCGGAGUAUCUGUAGCAAGGGAUCAGAGAAGGGUCGAUGUGAUUUGCUGGCUUCCAAAGGAUAAUCGAGCAUGUUGGGGGAUAGAUUAGAGGGAGAUGAUACCGCUAUACAUGAUGAAAAGAGUGUCAAUGGUGAAAGAAAUGGGUGAUGGUACUUGGCUUUAGCUAAGGUUGUAUAUGGAGCUUUGUUGAGUAUCUAGAUGGAUAUAUACUUAAUUGUCUUUGGCUUAGUUACUUGUAAUGCACAAUUUGGUUCGUUCGUUGGUUUAAUUUAUUUUAACUCUGUCCAUUUCUUCCUUGGGUUUAUGUAACUAGUCCUGAUUUUGUGUG